CUUGGGGACGGGGGUGGGGCCCGACCCCCCCUUCCCCGCCUCCAGCUCCAGCUUCUUCUUCCUGCUGGUUCUGCUGCUGGGCCUGGCCAUCUCCUGGGUGCCCGUCCUCUACAGCGUCUUUGUCAUCCUCCUGUUCUACCUGAUGGCCCUGGCUAAUUCCUACAGCCGCCUGGUGAAGGAACUCAAAGGGCAGCUCCGGCUGGAGGGGCGGAAUAAAGUUUUCUUAGUGACUCAGAUCACAGAGCUGAGUUAAGGAGAGCGCAGCAGACGCCACGAUUUCCCCUCCCGGAACAAGACAACUCCGCCAGCUGAUUUGCGGAGGGUUCUUGACCUAACUUGUUGGACCAUCCCUCCCCGGCCAGCGACACCGAUUCCCUGUGCGCCGAGACUGCCCCCUGCUGGAGGGGAAUGACAGAAACCCCCAAAGAGCCCAGAGCUUGUUUCUGUCCCCUCGCCCGACACGGCCCCUCUGAGGUGGUGCCCAAGGGCAUUUAUACAGAGACCUGGUGCUAAGAACCAGCUUCUCUUUACCACCAGCCAGCACCACUGUUCAGUUUCAGACAGGAAGUGAAGUAGAACCCGGCGCGUGACUGACAUCCUUUCAGGAGAGGUGUUAUUCCUUGUGUUUGAAAUGAGCCCGGAUUCCACACUCCAUUCUCGUGUUCUCUUUCCUGCCCCGGGCUAGCCCCACUUCCUCCAAACGGUGGACCCAUGUGAAUCUCCUGCCGCCAGCUGGCUGCAGAACUCCAUUGUCGCAGUCCAGGGUAGCUGUGCUGGUAUUCCCCAGCUACAAGACCUGAUCCGUCUCCCCGUUUUGACAGAGACCUGCGUCUCUCCCUCCCUGAUUGGGGGUUUUCAGGCUGAUUUCAUCGUACGCACACACCCAAACCCCAAAAGAGAUACUGCUAUUGACAAUCAUUGGCAUUUACAACUAGGCCAAGCCCGAGAAACCCUGCGUGAGAACUUCCCAGCGUUUGAUUUCAGGCCCCUUUCUAGGUGUAUUUUGUGCCCCAAUGAUAACAAUUUAACAUCUUAUAAAAUUGUAACUUUUUGAGUCUCUCACACCUAAUGUUAUUAAAUCACUGUGUGACGCCCACCCCCAACCUCCUGCCCCAGACAUUUUUUAACCCUCUUCUGAUUUUUCUGCAGCUGGGAAAAGUGGUGGGAAAAAGUUACAACGAAAGCACCAUUUU
Messenger RNA from Pelodiscus sinensis (Chinese soft-shelled turtle), 1193 nucleotides. Lineage: Eukaryota; Metazoa; Chordata; Testudines; Trionychidae. The record is from RefSeq and is a predicted model, not a curated record.